GAAAGAGAGAGAGAGAGAGAGAAAGAGAGAGAGAAAAAAACACAACGCGGCCACAGAGACGGACUCCUCCCCGCCUCGGCUGUGGCACCUCCGGCGGAUCGCUGCGAAGAGGAUGACAGUGUUUUAUUUUCAGUUUGUUUUGGAUUUGUUUUACACCGUGAUCUAACGCUGCCAUUCAUCUUCCCUCUCUGCGCGCACUGACUGGCUGACUGGCUGCAUGGCUUCAGAAAGUUGCCGGGAUAAUAACAUGGACAUCUGACGCGCGCCCCUCACAGCGUCAUUGGACCACAUUUAAGCCCCCCUCUCUCCAUCACGCCUCGGACUAAUCUGCGCCUUUUUUUUUUUUUUUUUUUUUUUUUUGCGUCUGGAGUGAAGGGUCGAGCAGUUGUCACUUUGGCCCUGACACACAGGCUACACCCAGAAAGCGCAAGGGGGGGCUUGACACUGUACGGCGCCUCCGGGAGCGUUCUGCUGCGCAUUCGUGGCUUCCUUGCGCCGGUCUCACUUGUUUGUGCAUCCGAGGGGGGGCCCCCACAUAUUCUGUCUGGAAUCUUCUGAGCUGACACCCCGGCAGGAAAUGAAGCGCGUGUUCUCACCGGGACCGUUCACGCCUUUCAUUUUGUAACUUCACGUUUCCGUGCCACCUGAACAAGUGUCACCUCAGCUGUCCUCCCCGUUGAGUGAUCACACCUGCCUCUUGCGCCCUUUCGCGCGUUUCUCGUUUUCAUCCGCGUAACGCUGAUUGAUCUGAAGCAGAAACACGGGUCCACAUGUGACUGAGACCAGGUCACCUGUCCCGGUCCACGCGCCCCGUAUCUCCUACCUGCACCCCCCUCCCUGCACACACAUACAGAUAUCUGAUCCUACCGAGCGAUCGACACCGAGGCGGACACUGAGACUAACCAAGUUUCGCUGUAGUGAUGCUGCAAGUGGAAAUGGUCCUCUUCGUCUGCCUGGUGCUGCUGAUGUGUGUUCUAAGCCAGGAGCCCGGAUCCAAAGUGGUGGCCGACCGCUACGCCGUCUUCUGGAACCGGACCAACACCAAGUUCCAUCGUAAUGAUUAUCACAUCGACGUGUGCAUAAAUGACUACCUGGAUGUCUACUGUCCUCAUUAUGAGGACUCUGUUCCUGACGAGCGGACAGAGCGCUACGUCCUCUACAUGGUCAACUACGACGGCUACAGCACGUGCGACCACACCGCCAAGGGCUUCAAGCGCUGGGAGUGCAACAGGCCGCGCUCCCCGAACGGGCCGUUAAAGUUUUCAGAGAAGUUCCAGCUCUUCACUCCCUUUUCUUUGGGCUUCGAGUUCCGACCCGGCAGAGAAUAUUAUUACAUCUCCUCCACUGUGGCUCCAAACGGGAAGAAAACAUGCCUGAAGCUUAAAGUUUUCGUCCGACCAUCAAACAGCUGUGUGAAAACUAUAAGCACACAUGACCGUGUUUUUGGUGUAGAUGAUGAGAGAGUAGACAGUACGUUACCAAGAGAUGAAACUAGCCAUGAAACAGCUGCACCUUCGCGAGGUGAAACGAACACUGCGCAACAUCUGCAGAAGACAAGUGCUCUGCUUGCUUCACUGCUGCUGGUCACCCAAGUGGGACUCUUCACUUUAUAGCGCCUCCCUCUGUUCUGGAGGUCAUUUACACCUAGCGUGGCCUGAGUCUACCCUGGGCUGCAGGGUAGUGGGUGGGAUUUGGGUGGAUUGCAUUUGCUUGAUUGGGCAUAAAAAGCAGGCUUCUCAAAAAAAAUACUAUUUUUUUCAGAAGAAAAUUAAUUAAGUGGUCUUUCUCCUUCUGUGAGUUGAAAUAGUUGAUGUUAGAAGUGGGAGAGAGAGUUCCCCCUCUUAAACCUUCAACUAAGAUGCCAAAUCCCAUUUUUUGACACUUAGUGAUUCUUAUUUUCCCAUGACGUUUAACAUCACUCUUUAUAUUUAUGUCAUUGCAGCACUGAUGUUUACCUAUGAAAAUAAGUACAUAUAGUUUAUAGUGCAUAUAGACAGACCGAAUAACACCAUGACAACAUUGCAAAAGCACAUACAAAAACAGCAGACGAUAGCAGUAGAGUUUUACACCGUUCGACAGUCAACAUAUACACAGUGGAACAUUGUAGAUUGUAGGUUUUAGAAACGAUUGUACAUACAAGAAACAGAAAUGGAAUGUUUCCCUGAGACCUCUCUCGAAGCCUUCUAGAAAUCAGCUUUAGCAGGGUUUAAUUUAUUGGAGACUGUGUCUCAGAGACAGACGUAGAUCACUAGAGAUUCAGUUUUUAAUCAAGGCAGAAUUCAGAAAUACGUUAAAUAUCUGACAUGCAUCUUUACGGACUGAUCUGCAAUCUCUUGGCUUUAAAGAUGGUGGCCUGUUUCUCCUGAGCAUGAUCAGAUUUGAAUGUUCUGGACGAGCGAGUGGAGGCAAAUCCUUUUCAAAUCAGCAGGCUUUGUGACAAACCCAAUAAAAAUGGCCAAUAAAACAUUUCUGAAAGGGUUCUGUUCACUCAGACUCACAAAGCCAAAGCUAAAUUGAAACUUUCUCUCCAGACACUUCGUUAACCGCUGUUAAAAUCGAGAAUCAAUACCUUUUGAAACUUGAUAACACAAUUUCACGGCAGCAGUCACAGCCAUUUGUGCAAUGUUUACUGAGCUGGGCCGCAAUUGUUUUCUCUGUUCCAGUUGAGCAUUAGUCAAUAUUAACACUCCCAUAAACAUUUGCAUCCAAAGGUAUUUAUUCCCUGGCUAUUGAUUGUUCAGAAGGGUUUACAGCUUAAACUGGGUACUUUUUUUUUUUUUUUUUUUUCUAAACCAUCAAGUUAUUUGACUCAUCAAAUAUCCUCUUUAACUAUGCAGACAGUUGUUUAAACUUUGUUGUAAAUCACGAUUAAAUUAGAACAAUGUUAAAUGAGUGGAGACUGUCUAAAAAUACUUUUCAACUCACAGUACCACACUUUGUAUUUCCAUUCUUUAACAUAAUCGUAGCUUAAAUACUUGUUAGACUCUUAUCACUUGGAGAUUGUUGCAGCAGUUGAUAAAGCAUUAUCAGGAUUUAUGCAUAGCUCCAAUUAGUGGAGAUCACUUAGUGUAAACAGAACAAAAAAAAAACAUCCAUUCAUUUCAAAGGAGCUCUGUUCAGUCUGUUCAUGUUGGCACUUAAAUUCAAAGUAAUUCACUGAUCAGCAGCGAUACGCAGCUUUCUUCCACACACAAAAAAAAACAGUUUGUAUAAUGGGAGCCAUUUUUUAAAGGAAACAUCUUCUUUGCCUUGAAAAGGUAGGAAGUUUGACCUAAAGAGACAGGUCAGGAUACUUUAACUGAGGUUCUGCUACAGGUUUAUAAGCAGUUAACGUCUUACCCACAGUAGAUUACUCUUUGAGUUUCUUCAUAAAUCCAGAUUAUUAGGACCCAGAGACUGAAGCUAAUGGCUAGUCCGAUGUUGCUGUUUUUGUUUAACUACAUUUGUCCAAGGUUUAACAAAGCUGAUGCCAAUGCCAGUUCUUAACUGGUUUAUAACUCGUUUGGUUUUUAAGAAACAAGGACCCAACUCAGACCUAAAACAAUGCACCACGGUAAACAUCUCAUUCGGUAAAUGUUCGAUUAUCUCUCUUUUUUGUGGACAAUCAUAGUGCAGAAACAUCAAUUAGCUGCACAGAUAAUAUUUCUCUCAAUAUUCCGGCAAACAGAUGCCCUAAAAUCACCAUCUUAAUUCAUUAAUGCUGUUUUAAAUCACUAUUCCAAAUUAUUUGAUAUCGUUUAAGUCUUUUAAUGUCUUUUAAAUCUUACAUUACACAAAUUGUAUAUAAAAGUAACGGUGGAGUUUAAAACUUAUAGUAGAAUUCUGGUUUGCUGUGGGCAUCUGUAGUUCCACUGUCACCUCUAGUUAAAUGCAGGUUAUUUCCUGUGCUCCAGCUCAGAGCUGCAGACCAGGUUGAUAUGUGGCAGAGGUUGCAGCAGUGGGGACAGAGAGAAAUGAUGAUGAAGAUGCAAUGCAUAAACCGCUGUGACUUAUUCGAGGCUGAAGUUGUUUUAAGAUGGUAAUAACGGACUUUGGUCUUGGCCCUUCUCGGACGAGCCAUUAGAGUCAACUUCUGGAAUGAGCUAAACUGGAUUUAUGCUAAAUGAAGACGUUUAUGACUUUAUAACAGAACCUGACUUCAAAGUGGACUAUUGCUUUAGCUCUACUAAAUCUAACGUCAUAUCAGAACAGCAAGUUGGAAGAGAGUUAUUAAACGGUUUGGAAAGAGAGGCAGAGUCUGUGAAAUAAAGCAAAAAAAAAAAAAAAAGGAGCUCAGGAGCAACGUCACCCUCUGCUCUUACUGUUACCGGUUUAAGUGACUCCUAAAUGAGGUUCAAAAUGACAGGCGCACGGACCCCAUGUUUUUGCAAGGGGAGUUAUUUCUGGAAUUAAAAAUAGAUGGUGGAAGGCUUGGCGGGGGGGUCUCAGGAGUGUAGAUUUUCACUGUGGGGGGUUUUAAAGCACCGAUGACCUUGCAGUUUGAGAGAGCUGGCGAGUGAAGGAGACGGAAAGAAUUAGAUGGAGAGAUGCUCACACACACAUAUGCACACAGGUUUAGACAUAACAGGAUAGCCAACAGAAGUGUGAUUAGUGCCUAACAAAACAAUUUUAGCCAAAAAAAACAACAGAAAAUCCAUUCGACACUGCAGGACAAAAAAAACUCUUCAAAUCAAUGACAAACGUGUCAUCUAGCACCAUUCAGCCUCAGAGGCACACACUGUUUUUGGGUUUGCUUUGUUUUUGUAUUUUUGUUACUGCCCUUUUUCGCUGUGCGCUUUUGUUGAUUUUAUUUCACUUCUGAAAAACAACCUUUGCCUUCAGCCAUUUGUUUCUUUAUAUACUGCAUUAACAAUGCUAUUACUGCAGAAUAGCAGCUCAGCUAGGAGAGGUAAUAUGAGACGAGGCCAUUUAAUGAGGUACUAAUUUUCAGAAUAUCACCACGGGGAUAUGAGCACUGCGCAAGAUUCAACAUGGACGCUUGUCAGCAGACUAUAACCAGAAACCAGCUUCAAUUGUAAUCUCUUAUGAUUAUCAUCACUAAUUGUCUUUUUUUUUUUUUGCUAUCAUGAUUUUUUUUCUUGCACACAACCUUAACCUGGGAAAUGAGAAUCAACUUAUAUACUGGAUACUGUGUAUCCUGAGGUAGACAACCAUACAACAUGUAGUGUUAGGUUAGAAUCUGUUUUGUACCUUUCUGGAGGACAAAUGAAAAAAAAAUGAGAUAAACCAUUGUUAAAACUGUAUAAUUAUUAUUAUUGUUAUGAUGAUAAUGAUUAUGACUAUUAUUAUUAGGAAAACUUCUUGAUGUAUAUAGUGUUUGAUAUUAAAGUAUUAAUUUGGUUCUUAUGUCUUUUCUAAAAACAAGCAGAUACCGUAUUAUCUCUGGGUUUUGCGGAGUGUGUACUGUUCUCAAACAAUACAUUGUGUGUGCUUUAAUCCUCAAUGCCUAAAGAGACUCUUGAGUUCAAGCAAAAAGGGGAAACCUGUGGGAGCUGCACACAACAGUGAGCAGUAGGCUGGAACUUUAGCUAAUGACAGGCUCACCUCUUACACAUUUUAAACCAGUCAUCAUGUCUACAUGGAAGGAUCCUGCCUGAGAAAAGAAUCAUUUGGGACUUGAUCGAUGGCCUAUUUGUACUUUUGUUGCCUUCAGGGUUUUGAAAGCAUUUUUUUGAGUGGAUUGUCAGCUUUUUAAUGGAAGGAUCUCACCGGUUUCAUUAUGUGGCAUGCGCAUGAACUUGAUAACAUGUAUAAAAAAAGAAUCUAAAGUUUUCAAGGAUUAUUAUUUUCUUGCUGUUUUCUUUUUCAUUCUGAUGUAAUAGAUUUAAUGAUCACAUUCAUGUUGUGUGUUUUUUGCAUCCCCAUUCGAGUGAUGUCAGACUGUGUACUCACACACGACAAAUGUACAUACCACAUGCCAUUGUUGGGACAUUUAAAGGUGGAGUGUGGGGAUGGGGCUUUAUCUCGUUGUUUGAAAGCAAAUUGUACUUUUAUUUUCCUAAAACUGUCGGUCUCUGUAAGCAUCCAUGGUGUUCAUCCUCCAUUUCUUCAUUUUAUUCCCCAUCACUCCCAGUAGGAGGUGUUCAUCUGUGGAAACAUUUAUCAGUGUGGAGUUUAAGUUUGAGUUUUUGUUCGACUCUUUUUCUGUCGCCGGCAUAAAAGCGACGCAUCGUCUCUAUUUGGCAGUGAAGAGCGUUUCCCAAGCCUUAGCCCCUCAGCCUCUAACCCAUCUGUUUUCAAGACUCUCUUUGCCAUUGUGCUUGUACACAGAGCAGCUGCUGGCUUCGAAGAGAGGACAACGGGGCCCUUCAAUUUUUUUCUCUCUUUUUAACAACCUCUAAAUCACUUUUUCUUACUGUAGAUGGUGGUCUUAGGCGUAGUUCAAGGAUUAGAGCACCCCACCUACAAAAUCCUGAACUGGAUUGUUAGAGGGGUGAAGCCUAUCAUCGAUCCAUGCUCUGUGCGCGGGGCAAAGCUUCUCAGCUCUCCUCUUGCUGAUGAAAACACUUGUUCGUUUUAUGUCCGGCCUCCGUUCUUCUUGUGCUCGUAUAACCCCCACCUGCUCUCCUUCCUCCCUCACCUUUCAACCCCACUCCUGCUUUUCCAUCAGUGGGGACUGUUUCCAAACUGCUCUUUUACAGUAUAUAAAAUGACAAGAAAAUUUGAAAGGAAAAUGAUCUGUAUUUGUAUAUACAUGUGUCUGAGCAACUAUGAGUACUACAAUAAAACAUUGCUUUGAUGAUUGUAA
Messenger RNA from Fundulus heteroclitus (mummichog), 6748 nucleotides. RefSeq names its product ephrin-A5b (gene efna5b). The coding region runs from base 921 to 1613 and encodes 230 amino acids. Gene Ontology annotation, cellular component: plasma membrane; external side of plasma membrane. The record is from RefSeq and is a predicted model, not a curated record. Gene Ontology annotation, biological process: axon guidance; regulation of cell-cell adhesion; regulation of actin cytoskeleton organization. Gene Ontology annotation, molecular function: ephrin receptor binding. NCBI's taxonomy places the organism in Eukaryota, Metazoa, Chordata, Actinopteri, Cyprinodontiformes, Fundulidae. The transcript has 5 exons.